This is a messenger RNA of Pocillopora verrucosa, 1607 nucleotides long. Its product is annotated as calbindin-like. Gene Ontology annotation, biological process: regulation of cytosolic calcium ion concentration. The record is from RefSeq and is a predicted model, not a curated record. Gene Ontology annotation, cellular component: nucleus; cytosol; synapse. NCBI's taxonomy places the organism in Eukaryota, Metazoa, Cnidaria, Anthozoa, Scleractinia, Pocilloporidae. Gene Ontology annotation, molecular function: calcium ion binding.
GCAACUUGGUUUUAAGACGCUAACGGCUGGUGUUUACCAUUCAUUUUAACCAAUUUCUGGAAAGAUGGCCGAUCAAAGUUCUCCGGGGCCAUUUGUGAAGAGUUUUCAAGGAAAGUCAGAGAUCACUUCUGCUGAUUUCCUGAAGAUUUUCAAGAAAUUUGAUACAGACGAAAAUGGUUUUAUCGAUGCUGGUGAACUGGAUGACUUCCUCGUUGCUCUGGCAAAGGAAAACAAAGGGGGCAAUCCAGACGCGAAUGAAAUUGCACAGAUGAAGAAGACAAUUCUCGAGAAAUACGAUGAUAAUUUUGAUGGCAAACUUGAUUUGGAAGAACUAGCUAAUAUCCUGCCCACCGAGGAAAAUUUCUUGGCCAAGUUCCAACACGCGAACACCUUAACUACUGUUGACUUUUUCAAGGUGUGGAACCAUUAUGAUCAGGAUCACUCAGGAUUCAUCGAGAGUGACGAGUUGGAGGGAUUCUUAACAGAUCUACUUGGCAGAGAUGGACAAUCACUGAAUCCUCAGAGAAUCACUGAUUAUCAAAAGGCCAUGUUGGAUUUGUUUGACAAAAAUAAAGAUGGAAAGUUGUCGUUACCGGAAAUGUCAAAGAUACUUCCUGUUGAAGUCAACUUUCUGCUGAAGUUUGGCCGGGAUGACAUGACUGAAGCAAAGUUUAACGAGAUAUGGUCCAAGUAUGAUCAGGAUGGCAACGGCUUCAUCGCUGACGAGGAGUUGGAGGCUCUCCUUUAUGACAUUCUCGAUAAGGACCAGAAGGACAUGGAGGACCCAGGUUGUCUCAAAGGUUACAAGAACAGCAUAAUGGACAGUUUUGACCAGAACAAAGAUGGAAAACUCGGAAAGGACGAGCUAAAAAUGAUGUUAUUGGCAUGAGCAGUUAGUGAUCUAUGAAAAAAAUUUCGAUUCCAAUUCAAGUCGAGUAAAUGUGAUAGGUAGUAUUUUUUCUUCUCAGCCAGCAAUAUUUAUGGCUCAGUUCUGAAAUUGUUUUUGUCUUUUUUAGCAUGACGAAUUUGCUUCCUCCUAACCUGAAUUAGUUAUGAAUUUGUUCUUAUUACAAAAGGUCAUUCCCAGGAGAGUGACAAGAGACUGUUUACUCAGUGUUCCUGGUAAGAAAACUACGCGCCGAUCAAUUCGAAGCUUUAACAUCCCCCUGGGCAACCCAUAGGCAUUUUGACCGUCGUCCUUGUCCAGGGUCCGGGGAUGGUGAAUUUGAACCUUGCCUGGGUGGAGUGGGAAAUUUGAACGAGAAUUGUGAAGUCUUUCCAGUGGAAUACACGUAUUUUAUCUUUUGAUAUGGAGAUUUCAAAGGUAAAAAGUUAACUUUUGAGAACAGAUGGCGCAUGGCAAAAACACCACAAGAAAGCCACGGUCGCUGAUCUUGCCUUUUACAAAAGGUUGACCAUCGAAUUUGGUCCCUAGGUAGGCAUCUUCGGGAGGGUUGUCCGGGGGGAAAUGCUAAAGCUUCGAAUAUAUUAUGCACGAGGUAUAGUUAUAACAAUUUAACAUUAAUAUCUAGAUGCAAUUAUUUGGCCUCUGUAGGCCAUACAGCACUCUUUGUAACGCCAAAGAAAUAAUAAAUCAUAAUAAUUCA